CCGAACCUAAACACGCGUAUAUUAUACUGUCAUAUUAUUACCUAUCGAAUACAUCGCGAUACUUACCCUGAAAGUGUAACUGUUUUACGGAAUAACACGUUAUUACAAAGUAUAAUAACCGGUGGCGUAGGUACUCAAUUUUUUCGUCGACAUCUUGAUUUUCAUCGGUUUCCCACAACAAUGCCGUACGCGCCCAGUGCGCCGCCGUCAGAUGAAAAUAUGUAUUUUCAGUAACUUUGAUUUUAUACAUAGCUUACCUAUAUAGAUUUUUAUAUACGUACAAUAUACGAAACUACACUGUAAACAGUAAUAAUAUUGUGGACAAUAGCUAUAGAACACCGAAGUCGUCGUAUAUGAAUUUUAGUUGACACAAACGCAUACAAUGGAAAUAAUUUGGCACGGUUUAUUGAUCGGUUGUAUCCUCACGGCGACGGUGUGCAAUUCGGAAGACACGAUACCACGUCGAGAAGUUCCAAAUUCUGACGAAUAUCAAGACGAAAUCACCGCUGCCGAAGAUCACGAACACCACAGGAUCAUCAUCGUGGUGCCCAAAGAAGUGCCGCAGCAUGUGAAUCACGUGCACACGUACAAGCUGGCCGGAAAAGGCAUACCGCUUAUCCACUCUGGCAAAGUGGUGCACGACCACAAGCACAGCGGCAAGGUGGCCCACGAGCACGGGCACGCGGGCAAAUCGACGCACAGCCACAAGCACGUCGGCGCGUAUGGCCACCAGCACAAGCACCUCGGGUACAUGGGGCACAAGCACUUCGGGAAAGUAGGCAUCGUCGGACACGGCCACAAGCCGGUCCAGAAGCCGCCGCGACAGUUGCCACACGACCACCACAACCGCGGUCAUCAUCCGCUGUUGCACAACGCCGCGCAUCAGCUGCACUUGCAUCAGUUACAGCAGGCCGGCGACUACCUGGUACAGCAACAUGGCAACGCGGGGGGCAGCAGCGGUGUGUUGCAGCAGAACGGCGGACACAGGCCCGCGUCCGUCGUCGGUCGUAGGCCCGCGUCCGGCGGUCGCGUGCAGUUCGUGCCGUCAUCCAAGCCGCGGGGCCUCGGAUCGUUCAUGCCAGCCGAGAUCCAACAGUACGUGCAGCACGGCGCGGUCGUCCAACAGCAACAGCAGUUGCACCAACAGCAGUUGCAGCAACAUCAGCAACUGCAGCACCAGCAGCAGUUGCAGCAUCAACAACAACAGCAGCAGCAGUAUGCGGUAUACGACGACGACGAAAGCGGUGAUGGUGGCCGCAGCGCACAACCGCCCGCGUACAACGUGAUACACUUGCGGGUGCCCGACCACCAAGACCCGAACGUCGUCAAGCACGUGGACAUCGACUUGGUCAACAACGUGGCCAAACUGCAGACYAACGAAAAGCAUCAGCCAGUCACCGCUAAUUUCAAGCGUACGCCAAAUUCGUUUACCGAACAUUUUCCAAGCCGCUCUACGCACAGCUUUCAGAUAUCCCAUAAUUUGUGACAGAAGCGACCACAUAUAAAAAUGAUAGACAGUACAAACU
Molecule: messenger RNA, 1526 nt
Organism: Diuraphis noxia (Russian wheat aphid)
Lineage: Eukaryota; Metazoa; Arthropoda; Insecta; Hemiptera; Aphididae
Source: RefSeq, a predicted model, not a curated record